GUCAAUAGAUCAGCUAUGAUGAUGAAUGAUACGUACAGAGACCUGGUUGUCCAGCCAAAUCCAGGCCCUGUGCAGAUGGAUCUUGGCCCACCCAUCAAGAAAAUCAGACUUGGCGAAUCCAAAGACCUUCAACAACCUCUAAGGAUUGAUACAAGGGAACCUGUACAACAACAAUCGGCGCCUGCAUACAACCCCCAGGUUGAGGCGAUAUCACCAACUCUACCUCCUGAAUCUUUGCAAGAUGAAACCAAUUUCAGAACCACAAAGAGUGAUCUCUUACAACAUAUCAGCAAAGUAGACAGAGAAAUCACCAAAACCGAGUCUCAGAUAUCAAAACUGAAGAAGAAAGAGCGUGAGCUGGAGGAAUCCAGUAAUAAACCAACAACAACUAAAGAUGAGGAAGAGAUCACCCAGCCGAAGCACCAGAGUCUUGCCCAAAAAAUCUAUGCAGAAAACAGGAAAAAGGCGCAGAAGGCUCAUGGUAUGAUGGAGAAGAUGGGCCCCAAAAUAGAAUUGCCUCUUUAUAAUCAGCCAUCCGACAGCAAAGUUUAUCACGACAAUAAGAAAAAGCACGCUACUUUCAAGAAGAAGCUACUGGAACACCUGAGGAAAAAGCAGACCGAAAAGGAGGGUAGAGAAAAAUAUCUUUCUGAAACUUACGCUCGUCUCACACAGGAGUGGCAACGAAAAGUUGAGAAGAUCGAGAACUCACCGAAAUGGAAAGCAAAGGAAGCCAAGAACAGGGAAUUUUUCGAAAAAGUGUUUCCAGAACUGCGAAAACAGCGGGAGCUUCGAGAGAGACUGAAUAGGAUUGGAGCUAGGAUAAAGAGCGAUGCUGAGUUUGAGGAAGUUAUUGAUGGACUGCAAGAACAAGAGAUGGAGGAAAAGAAAAUGCGAUCCUAUGCUGUGAUUCCACCCAUGCUGUUGGAUGCCUCCCAAAGGAAGGUUUCAUACGUGAACAAUAACGGCAGAAUUGAGGACUUCGCUACUGAAUACGAGGAGCGACAGCUACUCAAUGUUUGGACAAAGGCUGAAAUAGACAUUUUCAAAGAAAAAUUCCUUCAACAUCCCAAAAACUUUGGUGUUAUUGCAUCGUACUUGGACCGUAAAAGUGUGUGCGAUUGUGUACAGUUUUACUAUCUAAGUAAAAAAGAGGAGAACUACAAAAGACUUUUACGCAAAUCGCGGCAACGAACACGCUCGAGUCGCAACCCGCACAGCAAGGUGGGAGCAGCCGGAGCGAGUGCAGCGGCCGGGUCGGCUGCGGCCGCCGGCGAAUCUCUGAUCGAUUCCCUGCUAGCGGGCACGACCGGAGUCACGACGCGGCUGCAACGCGAACAGCUGCAGAAGCAGGAGCCACCACCGCCACCGCCGCCGGAACACAAACACGAGCCCCGUAUUCCCGAGACGAGCCGCGUUUCUGAGCCGAGCGAGCCGCCGCCGAUCAAGCAAGAACCGAAGCCAGAGCCCCAGAGCGACCCGCCGACGCUGGCGAAACCUGACUGUGAUACUGCCAAGGACGCCGGUCCCGGGGACCAGCCUUCCACUUCCAAUGCUAAUGAGGCCAUCACUAACAACAACAGCAUCUCCAAUGAGGUCAAAAUGGACAACAAAAAGAAGGAACGGAGAAAAGAAGAGAAGAAGAAGAAGGAGGAAGAAUUCGGUGAAACAACAGACGAAGAGAUGCUAGACACACUGGGUGGCGAAAAAGGAACACCCCAGCCUUGCGCGGUGUGCAAGAGUGAUUCGGUGUCAUCUCGCGCCCUGGCUCGGUCUCACGCGCACCAAUACGGCCUGAGGGAGGAGGAUGUUGCGCCCGGGGCCCGCGUCUGUAACUUGUGCCGCUGCAAGGCGGUCAGGUCCCGAUACAUCCACUGUCCCCUCCCCACCUGCCCCGCCACCAAGGGACAUCGCGUCAAGAGGCUCCGCCAACUGCCUGGUAAAUGGGCCGAUCUGCCCAGUGCUGUCAAGGAUCCUAUCAUUGCUGAGUUCCAAAUCCCAGCAAACGUGACUAAAUGCUGCUCGGCUUGCUUCGCGCGAAUCCAGCGUCGCCUGACGCCGAACGUGGAUGACGGCGCGUCAAAUGCUGGGACAUCAGUAGGCCAAAUGCUGCCGCGCUGGACUGAUGAGGAGAUCGACGCUUUGUCGCGAGGCAUCCGUCAACACGGCAGUCGCUGGUCGGAGGUCAGUCGAGUGGUCGGCCCCUCCAAGACCCAGCAUCAGUGCAAGAACUUCUACUUCAACUAUCGCAAGAAACUCGGCCUCGACCAGAUCAUGGAGAAUUAUAAUAAGGAGCAUCUAGAAGAGAGAAAGCCUACUGUAACUGAUGAGGAGGAGUCUGGUUCUAGUACCUCUAGUUGUGAUGAUCUGGGAAUUCCCGCCCCUGGGGACAGUGACACUGCUAGUGCAGCUUCCCCCCACCCCCCUCAACCACAACACCAACCUGAAAUAGUUUCAGUUGAAAAACCCGGUGCUAGUGUGUCACAGAAAGCAGAGCUUCUUCCGCCUCCCGAGAGUGCAAUUCGUCUGAAUGCCACGGACGUGAUCACUGACGGUAGAACUGCGAGCAACAUGUCAGCUACCAGUGUGGUGACUGCCAAUGAAAUGCUGCUGGCUGAGGCGCGGCCGAUUGCACCGCUUCCAGUGCCCCUUCCAGUGAUCUCAGCACCCCUACCUCCUCCGCCCGUUAACGUCAAAGAUGAUUAUGAUAGUUCUGCCACGGAGACGGCCGACGAAGGUCAGGGCUCUCCGAAGGGCGUUGAUGCGGUGAGCCGAGGGAUCGUGGCUAGGGAGCGAGUCCAGCGGGAGGACCCCGACGCUGACGCGGCUUCAUCCCCGCUCACCGUCAAGGACCUCAUGCUGGGCGUCAUCGAAAUGCAACUGAUGAAGAACCAGGCGCAGAGCCAGGUGCAGAGCCAGGGUCCCACCCAGACUCAGCAGCCGACCAUCUCGUCCAUUCUGAAGACGACCGACCGGUCUUUCGUGCGGGAAGCUAAGAGCCAAGCGCAUGGUCUGGCCACUGUCAGUCUCGUUCCACAGCAGCCCAACUCUCAACCGGAUCUGCCCAAGGAGGGACUUGUUGUUGUGCAGAUGCAGCAGGUUCAGCAGCAGCAGCAGCAGCAGCAGCAACAGCAACAGCAGCAAAAACAGCAACAGCAUCAUCAACAACAACAACAUCAGCAGCAACAACACCAGCAGCAGCAGCAACAACACCAGCAGCAACAACACCAUCAGCAGCAGCAGCAACAUCAUCAGCAGCAGCAGCAACAUCAUCAGCAACAGCAGCAACAUCUUCACCAACAACAACUCCAGCAGCAGCAACUGCAACAACAUCAGCAACAACAACAUGCGCAGCAACAACAUGCGCAGCAGCAACAUGCGCAACAGCAACAACUCCAGCAGCAACAGCAACAUCAGCAAAGAGAGGCUUUAAGGGAACGAGAGAGAGAAAGAGAAAGGGAAAGAGAAAGAGAAAGGGAAAGAGAAAGGGAAAGAGAAAGAGAGCCUGAAGGAGUUACUUUGGAUCUGAGUUUGAAAAAGCCGCGAGAGUAUUCAACUCAGAGCUCAAAGCAGCCUCCAGGUUCCCAUGCGAUGACCACUGUUUAUAGAACAGGUCCCAAUGUACCUCCUCCCCCACCCCCUGCUCCAGUACCUGUGCCCGUUUCCAAUCAGGAUCCCAGCUACCCGUAUCAUCACCAUCAUCAGGUGGUAGAGGUGCCAAGAGGACCGAAGAUGUUCAUGCCAGGGGGACACGGUGCGACUCCCCACUUGGUGAUGUCGCAUCACCAGCCGCAGCCGCAAGCAAUGCCGCAGCCAAUGCCGCAACCGCAGCAGCCGCAACCCCCGCCAGUAGUAUCGCAGUCCCAGCUACUAAAUGUCCGCACUUCUCAUUCCAAUACUGGCAAAAUGAAUAAGAUGGGGUCAAGUCAGCAGCUAGGAGCGAAAUUAUCACCGGGUCUUGCAGCUGCUAAAAGUUCAGUGUCAACGGCAGGGUCAAUCCUGCACGGAACGCCCGUCUCGUCAGCCCAGCAGUCGGCUCAACACAAGGUGGUCGGUACUCCGGUGCACCAGAGAGGUGCUGUGUAUGGCAGUGGUGCCGAGUUCUACAGUGGAAGCAACAGCAACAAGCGUACGAGUAGCUUCUACCCGCCGCGACCCCCGGCGUACUCGGUGGAGCAGAGGCAGAUCAUCAUGAACGAUUACAUCACAUCGCAGCAGAUGCAUGGAGCGGCUCAGAGGCGCCCCCCGGCUCCCGGGCCCCCUGUGCACACAUCUCCUGCCCCGGCACCGGACAAGAGCUACUACCAGCAGUCGGCGCGUCAGGGUGUGAUCCAGCGGCACAACACAACUCGGCCGCCCAGUCCCCACCACUACCCGCCCGGCAGCGAGGCCUUCUCCUCAUUGGUCGACGUGGCCGUUCGCCAACCCAGUCUCCCCGUUCCCAACAAUCCUGACAAGGAGGACAAGCGUCUGCUCCACGAGGGCCUCGGUGAAAGAUUCAACCGAGAGAAUGCUCAUGACCGAUAUGCAAGUCGUGAACAGGAACGUUUUGUUCGCGAAAACCAUCAGCUGCACCAUUCACAGACCUCUCAGCAACAUCAAUUGCAACAACAGCAUCAGCAACAACAGGCGCAACAGCAGGCUCAACAGCAGAGAGAGUUGCAGCUGCGGGAGCAACAUUUGCAUCAUCAGCAACAACAACAAGCAGCAGCUCAGCAGCAAGCUCAACAACAUUUCCAACAACAGUGUGAUCACCUGCAACAACAGCAGCAACAACAGCAGAAACUCCAUCAUCAACAACAGCAGCAGCUCAGAGAGCAGAUUCAGAGGGAGCAUAUACAACAACAAAAACAACAGAUCAGGGAAAGUCAGCAGCAGCAGAUAAAGGAAAUGAGCAGAUCUCAAUCUCAGGCACAAUUACAGUCUCAAUCUCGAUUUGCAAUGUCCAGGGAGCCUGUUCCCACGUCUAGAGCACAUCCAGAGGCUAUCAACAUGAGAGGACGCGGAGCUCCGAGCCAGAACGAGAGCCCAACUUUGACUGCUGCAAGCCUGAUUGACGCAAUCAUCACUCACACGAUCAAUCAGACGGCUGAAGGAGGGAGCAGUGCCGGUGCUAGUGGCCAGGGUGUCAAUCCUCCUCCCCACCAUCAAUCUCAGAGACCAGGAGAUCGAUUGUUCCAGGGCUUCCACAGAGAUGGUUCAGAGGCGAACGGAAAGGUGUCACCGUUGAAACCCAGCGCAAGUCCGGACGCGUCCAAACAAGGCGUCUCACUCGGCGAUCACAUCGAGUCGAUAAUGAGCGCACGUCACCAGUACCAUCAGCAUCAACAACAGCAGCAGCAACAAGCGUACGAACCGCAUGCGUGGAAGCUGCGUCGCGCGUUGGAUCAAUCUGCGCAGUCGCAGCCUGUGCCGCUUUCUCCGCUCGAUUACGUCAAAAACAGAAUCGCGGAAGUGAUGCGUACAUCUGAGGAAGACGCAGCAGCUGCCGCUGCUUCUGAUCACGCCAACAACGAAGGUCCUCAACAGUUCGCCACUUACGCGUAUCCGUUUUCGGCGCUCAGUCUGAACACCAGUGUGAACGCCAAUCAAGGCCCCCCCGGACCCCCUCCGCCUCCCUCCAAGCCGGACUCUGCUCCUCCCGAGCCGGCUCCCCUCCUCUCUGCCCAAUACGAACCUCUUUCAGAUGAGGAUUAGUGUUCAAUCCACGAGUCGAGGCCAUCCGUAUUGUUCGGAUACUCUGCUCGAAACUGGAUGUAAACAAUUUACAUUUAUAACCCUUGGAGGAUGUAAUAUGACUGAACUCAAUAAAUUCUCGGCCUACGAAGAUUAACACAACGGAUAAUGAAAAGUCUGUGCGUCCAAACGUGGAUGUUGAAUAUGUAUCGCAUCUAUAUGUCCUCAAGUCUCCCACAAGUUGGUUUCAGACUUCUACAACACGAGGGUGAAUAAUUACGAAGUUGAAAAUCAUUCAAAUCGGUCGUAAAGAACACUUGACAUCGUCAAAUGAAGACACUCAUCGAACCGUAGCUUACACUAUGUGGGCUGGUCAUUGAUGAACGAACUUUAACAAUUAUUCGAUGUGGGUGGGAAAAAUGUGUUUGUAAAUGGAUCCUUUUUUAUCGAUACGCGAUGAACCAUGAAACGUAUGAGCUAUGCAUUAUUUCUCAGUAAAUCGGUGUCGUGUUAUUAUGAAUAAGGGGUUUUCCAGAUUUUGUGUUUAAAUGAAAUAUGCUUGCAUGCUCGUUCUUCGAUAUUGUAAUGCUGAUUGUAUGCUGUGUAAACCAUCUGAAUCCCUUAAAUGCAUGUUAAGGAACCGUUUGUUGAAAUAAAUGUUGUUUUUGAUGUUCACUGGAUGUAAAAAUAAUGUUAACUGUCCUUCUCUGAACUUUCAGCUCAUCUUCUUCCCAAACCCCCUUCACAACUAGCCUCAAUAUGAAAACAGUGUUUCUGUGCGUAAGUGUACCUACAACUCUUUAUUUACAAACUUGUGUGAGUUUCAUAGAAGAUUGAGAGAGCCCUCAUCAAUCAUUAUGUUAUAUUUUGCAUUAACUGAAUGACUGCAAUGUAUGCUGAAUAUUGAAUCUGAUGUUUCAUUGUAUCUAUGUCAACUAGAUGAUACUGUCAUUAAUUACGUUCCUUCAUUGAUGAUCAAUUGACUGAAUUUUUCGUUGAGAAAAAUGCCGCACAAUGUCCAUACCUCCCACUUACUAUAUCUUCCUUCUAUGUAUUCUCAACUCUUAUUGAUGUGGGCGCAUUGUUUACCUUCGAUGGAAAUUAUUUUCUAUCGAGAGUAAUAUAAUGUCCAGUUGUCGCUGUUAUAAACAUAUUGUUGUUAUUUGUUGUAAAAUUUAUGUGUCAAUGUUAACUCAGUGUAAUGUGCUUACUUUUAAUUCAAUAUUUUCUGGAUGUCAUGAAUUUUUAUAAAAUCUGUAAUAAAUGUGUCAGUGUCAACUAUAUGGAUCGAUAUUGUCAUUAACAAUUUAUUUAUAAGUUUAUGGAAUAACUGUUUGAUAGUCAGAAAAAUAUGCUGGCAACAUACCAGAUGAUGACUUUCGCUUUUCAAAUUCAUCUCAAUAUUGGUAUCGUGACAGAAAUUCUGGAAAUCUUACACUAGUAGACUUAAAAUUUUACUUGUAAUAGAUGUGUCUGUGUCAAUGAAUUGGUGUCAUUUCAUAGAUUACUUCGUUCGUAGUUUUCUCUUUGAUUAUUUUUAUUCUGUAUAAGUUUUACUGGAUUAACUACUCUGGUAGUUAACAGUUAGAGAUCUCAAAUCAUUAACCUAGUUCGCAUUUAUUGUAAGUAGCAUAAAAGAUGAUCAACUUCCCAUAUAUAUUUUUUUGAUUCUAUUUAUUUUUAAAUUCGGAACCACUGGUUCAUUCUCACAUAACUCAAAUUCUUAUUCAACGUGUAUCACAUAAAAUGGAUGUAAAAUAGAAUAUGUAUGUAACGUUGAAUAUAAAUAAUAUAUGUUGUAUUUGUAUCAAACGUGGUAUUUCAUGAAUGUAAAAUAGAAGAAUAGUAUAUGUCGUAUUUUUUUAUUGUAAAUUAUUGGAAAAUUCAAGCCAUCUAUAUUCUUCAAUUACUUGUAUAUUUUAUAACUUAUCAAUUAUGGGGAUUGAUCUCUAUCGAUCCAACUGUCAUGAUGUUACUAGAUAAAUUCGAGGAACGGAAAAAUAACUGAAUUAAAUCGAAAACAAAUAAACCAAGAAACAUGUUGAAACAAACCAAUUAAAUUCUCUAUGAAAUUAUUACAUACAAACAGUGAUUCAACGUCCUGGGAUUCGGCUAGUUUAUUUAACAUAAUAUACAGGUUUAAAUCGGAAAACCAUGAACCUAAAAUAAUGUUAUAACAAACCGACAACAUUAUCUAUAAAAAAUAACUAUAAAGUUAUUGUAAAUUAUUACAUAAAAACAGUGUUUUGACGACCUGGGAUUUGGCUAGUACUAAAUAUCCUCUACAAUAUUCAGGUUUUAAUCAACUCUCAUCACUAUAAAAAAUAAUUCAUGAAUUCCAAACUUGUAUGUAUUUUAUCUAUUUUCAGGAUGUUAGAAAAGCCUACUUGAGAGCAAUGAGAAGAGAAAUUCUAUCUGAAUAUUUAUAAUAGAAAAGAUUAGCUUUUUAUUUGAUAACGUGGCGAAGUUUGGACAAUAAUGUUCACUCUGCCAUCAGAAUGAAUAAAUCAUUAUAAACUUUACUUCCCAAUGAUGAUUCCAAUUAU
This is a messenger RNA of Nilaparvata lugens (brown planthopper), 8222 nucleotides long. RefSeq lists its product as uncharacterized. The transcript has 26 exons. Lineage: Eukaryota; Metazoa; Arthropoda; Insecta; Hemiptera; Delphacidae. Gene Ontology annotation, biological process: regulation of transcription by RNA polymerase II. The coding region runs from base 16 to 5697 and encodes 1893 amino acids. The record is from RefSeq and is a predicted model, not a curated record.